Messenger RNA from Branchiostoma floridae (Florida lancelet), 1754 nucleotides. RefSeq names its product small ubiquitin-related modifier 3-like. The coding region runs from base 160 to 444 and encodes 94 amino acids. NCBI's taxonomy places the organism in Eukaryota, Metazoa, Chordata, Leptocardii, Amphioxiformes, Branchiostomatidae. Gene Ontology annotation, biological process: protein sumoylation. The record is from RefSeq and is a predicted model, not a curated record. Gene Ontology annotation, cellular component: nucleus. Gene Ontology annotation, molecular function: protein tag activity; ubiquitin-like protein ligase binding. The transcript has 5 exons.
AAUCAAGAGCCCACUAACUUUGCCCGCGAGAUAUCGACCAAUCAGAGACCCGGACUCGGAGCGGAAGUGGUUCUAGUUUUUUUUUUGCGCCAGAAGUUGCGGAGAGAUUGCAUUUUUCACACCACCAGAUUGUCUUUUCCCCCACCAAAGUCUGCCAAAAUGAGCGAAGGAGAGGAAAAGAAGGAGGUGAAGCCUGAGACAGACCACAUCAACCUGAAAGUCCACGGACAGGACGGCUCAGUGGUACAGUUUAAGAUCAAGAGGCACACGGCACUGAAGAAACUCAUCCACGCUUACUGUGAGAGAGCGGGAGUUCGGAAAGAAGGCGUGCGGUUCAGAUUUGACGGGAAUCCCAUCAACGAGAACGACACACCCAACAUGCUGGACAUGGAUGACGGAGAUACCAUUGAUGUGUUCCAACAACAAACGGGGGGGAGAAGCUGAGCAGGCAUCCAUUCACAUCCCAGUCUUCUCUGUCCACUCUCCCAAACACCCCUCUGUGAGAGUGGCGCCACCCGUAGUACAUGAACUUUUUCCAGUAACUUUUACAUAAGCAGGCCAGAUAUGAUAGUUCCGCUACUACUGUCGGAAAAUGAAAGCAUUCGGCAUGAAACAUUUUAGUCAAACCAAGGAGAAGUCAAGAGAAAAAGAGUAAAAUUGAAGAAAUUCCUUGUUAUUAUAGUGUACUACUAUUCUGUAUUCUUGUCAAAAAGGGGAGGGCUUGCCACAGUUCGUAAACUUGUAGUCUUUUUCUGUGGAGGUUGAACAUUUUGGUUAUGCUGAUGUUAUUGUGGUCUUAUGUAUGAAGAAAAUUGAUAAUGAUCUUGUGAAAAAGAUACCGAGCAAGGACUUUCAUGGUAUAGCGAUGGGUAGAUAUUGGUACUCUUUGUUGAGAAAAAGUGUUCUCCCUUUUAGAGUUAUUAAAAGUGAAAAUAUCAUAAGUAAAUAAGUCGACAAUGUAUUGAGUUCUGCUUUUAUCAUUCCAAUAUUACGUUGUUUUAAGGCAAAAGAGGGAACUCACAAAACCUUUUUUUUUUUUUUCAAGACCCGUAGUGUUGUUGAAGAAAGUAGUUGUGUAGUGUGUCAAUGAAGGUUAGACAUCCAGGUAAUAAGAUACGCAGAAAAGUAGUCACUCAAGUAACAGGAUAUGGUUUUGGAAAUGGUCAGACACUCUUCAGUGUCACUGACAAAAUUAAAACUACUGGAUAGUAGUUGAAAUGUCUGGCCGUUUCCAAAACCAUAUCCAGUUGCUUGAGUUACUACUUUUUGGCAUAGUUGUGUAUUGUUUAGGAACACACAGCCUAUGAAUGAGCUGCACUCUGAAGAAAAUUCCCAAACCACAUGGUUCAAUUGUGCCAUGUUAGAAAGUCCUACAACAUCUAUUGGUUGUUCUAAAAUGAGUGAUAACUGUUCUUGGCAACACCACAGGGGGAAAGCCUUGUCGGAAGUGCACAUUAUUUUCUUCAUUGUGCUACACAUUCAUUGGCAAGUAGGUAGUGUCUUGUAGUAAUGUACAGCCUCAGUAAGUAAUAUGAAUAUGAUGCAUACAAAUUAGUAACACGUUAUUUUUGGUUAGUUAUCCAUAUACUGUAUAACCAACUACUAGCUACUUAAAUGUAAACCGCCGUUGUUCAGUUAUAUUUGUAACAGAACAGUUUUAAUUCUCCUAGAUACAAUAUGUUUGCAGAUUUACUUAAAGAUGAUUGUCAAUGAUGAUUAUUAAUAAAAUGUCACAUUUUUGUGUGAUUGAAAAG